AUGAAGGCUUUCAACGCUGGCGACGCUGCCGGAGCUGCGUCGGUUUAUGAUCCUGAUGGUUACUUCAUGCCAAACGGACGGAAUCCAGUGAAAGGUCGCUCAGGUAUUGAGGCUUACUUCAAAGAAGAUAUGACCGAUGGAGUUCAGACCGCUCAAAUCAUCACCGAAGAGGUGAACGGAGGUGGUGAAUGGGCUUUUGAAAGAGGAAGCUAUCAUCUGGACGGUACUAAGGGACGCGAAUCCGGUGCGUAUCUCCAAAUCUGGAAGAAGGUCGAUGGAGUCUGGCUCAUUCAUAAUGACUGCUUCAAUGUCAUCAAGAAUGCCUGCUAA
Caenorhabditis briggsae is the source of this 330-nucleotide messenger RNA. Bases 1 to 330 code for a protein of 109 amino acids. The transcript is spliced from 3 exons. The record is from RefSeq and is a predicted model, not a curated record. Lineage: Eukaryota; Metazoa; Nematoda; Chromadorea; Rhabditida; Rhabditidae.